GCCAGCUACAGGCCCAUCACGCUGCUGAACACCGACUACAAGCUGGCAACGCGGGCGAUCGCCAGCCGCAUCGGCCCGCUGCUCAGCCAGGUUGCGGACGCCACCCAGACAGGCUUCCUCCCCAAGCGCUGGAUUGGGGACAACGUGCUA
Molecule: messenger RNA, 150 nt
Organism: Coccomyxa subellipsoidea C-169
Lineage: Eukaryota; Viridiplantae; Chlorophyta; Trebouxiophyceae; Coccomyxaceae
Product: polymerase-like protein
Exons: 1
Source: RefSeq, a predicted model, not a curated record